Messenger RNA from Pseudomassariella vexata, 834 nucleotides. RefSeq names its product S-adenosyl-L-methionine-dependent methyltransferase. The record is from RefSeq and is a predicted model, not a curated record. The coding region runs from base 1 to 834 and encodes 277 amino acids. Lineage: Eukaryota; Fungi; Ascomycota; Sordariomycetes; Amphisphaeriales; Pseudomassariaceae. The transcript has 4 exons.
AUGGCACACGCAAACAAGGACCACUGGUCCUCCGAGGCAUAUCAGAAUGCGGCUUCAUUCGUUCCGAAGCUGGCUGUCAAAGUCAUGCAAUGGCUGGAUCCGAAGCCAAAUGAUGUCAUCUUGGACAUUGGCUGUGGUGACGGUGUGCUUGACCUCCAGAUAGCAGAUGUCAUUACCAAAGGAAGCGGGAGCUUGCACGGAACGGAUGCAUCGCCCGCUAUGAUCGAGUCAGCCAAGAAGGCGGCCGAGAAAGCCGGUGCAGCAAAGUGCACUUUUGAAGUUGGUGACGCCCUGGAGCUCAUCAACACCCCCAGCCUCCAAAACGGGACCUUCACCAAAGCCUUCUCUAACGCCGCCAUGCACUGGAUCCUCCGCCCCGAAUCAAAACGCCCGCAAUUCUUUCGCGGAGUUCGAAAUGCCCUCGCCCCCGGCGGAACCUUUUCCUUCGAGAUGGGCGGCCUGGGCAACGUAGUCGAGAUGCGGGGGGCGCUGCUCAUGGCCGUCGCCCGACGGGUCGGGUUAGAGAAGGCGAAGGAGUAUGAUCCGUGGUUUUUUCCCGACGAGGCCUGGAUCACGGAGAUAAUGGAGAAGACGGUCGGCGGAUGGAAGGUCGAGAGGGUUGAGAGGGAGUAUAGGCCUACUAAGGGGGAUGCGGGAGGGGUGGAUGGGUGGAUUAGGUUGAUGGGGAAGCAGUUCUUUGAUGCGGUCCCUGAAGAAGAGAGAGAGGAGUGUAUUAAGGAGGUGGUGGAUGUGUUGGAGGUGGUUUGUGAGAAUCCCUCGGGUGGGUUUACGUAUGGGUAUGUAAGGUUGAGGGUUUUGGCCAGAAAAUUGUGA